AGCGGCCCUGGGUGGGUCACGUGACCCUACCAGCUCCCAAAGCAGACGUCUUCUCAUAAGGGCUCCGUGUGGAGCCUCUGAAAUCUGUGCAGGAUUUUCUCUGCAGAGGCAGAAGAAAGCAGGUGGAUGGAUAAGUAAACAUGGCCUUGCUCCUGGUGGCCUUGCUCGCAUUCCUGAGCUUGGGCUCAGGAUGCCAUCAUCGACUCUGUCACUGCUCUAACGGGGUCUUCCUCUGCCAGGAGAGCAAGGUGACAGAGAUUCCCUCCGACCUCCCCAGGGAUGCGGUCGAACUGAGGUUUGUUCUCACCAAGCUUCGAGUCAUCCCAAAAGGAGCCUUUUCAGGAUUUGAAGACCUGGAGAAAAUAGAGAUCUCACAGAAUGAUGUCUUGGAAGUGAUAGAGGCAAAGGUGUUCUCCAACCUGCCCAAACUACAUGAAAUUAGAAUUGAAAAGGCCAACAACCUGCUAUACAUUGACCCUGAUGCCUUCCAGAACCUUCCCAACCUCCGAUAUCUGUUAAUAUCCAACACAGGGAUUAAGCGCUUGCCAGAUGUUCACAAGAUUCAGUCUCUCCAAAAAGUUUUACUAGAUAUUCAAGAUAAUAUAAACAUCCACACAGUUGAAAGAAAUUCUUUCAUGGGGCUAAGUUUUGAAAGUAUGAUUGUAUGGCUGAGUAAAAAUGGGAUUCAAGAAAUACACAACUGUGCAUUCAAUGGAACCCAACUCGAUGAGCUGAAUCUAAGUGAUAACAGUAAUUUGGAAGAACUGCCUAAUGAUGUUUUCCAGGGAGCCUCCGGACCGGUCAUUCUAGAUAUUUCAAGAACCAGGAUCCAUUCCUUGCCUAGCUAUGGCUUAGAAAAUCUUAAGAAGCUGCGGGCCAAGUCAACUUACCGCUUAAAAAAGCUUCCCAGUCUGGAAAAAUUUGUCACACUCGUGGAGGCCAGCCUCACCUACCCCAGCCACUGCUGUGCCUUCGAAAACUGGAGGCGGCAAACCUCUGACCUUCAUCCAAUUUGCAACAAAUCUAUUUUAAGGCAAGAAGUUGAUGACAUGACUCAGGCUAGGGGUCAGAGAGUCUCUUUGGCAGAAGAUGAUGAGCCCAGCUAUGCCAAAGGAUUUGACAUGAUGUACAGUGAAUUUGACUAUGACUUAUGCAAUGAAGUGGUUGAUGUGACUUGCUCCCCUGAGCCAGACGCAUUCAAUCCAUGUGAAGAUAUCAUGGGGGAUGAUAUUCUCAGAGUCUUGAUAUGGUUUAUUAGCAUCCUGGCCAUCACUGGGAACAUCCUAGUUCUGGUGAUCCUGAUCACCAGCCAGUAUAAACUCACGGUCCCCCGGUUCCUCAUGUGCAAUCUGGCCUUUGCCGAUCUCUGCAUUGGAAUCUACCUGCUGCUCAUAGCCUCAGUUGAUGUCCACACCAAAAGCCAGUACCACAACUAUGCCAUUGACUGGCAAACUGGAGCAGGCUGUGAUGCUGCCGGCUUUUUCACUGUCUUUGCCAGUGAGCUCUCAGUCUACACUCUGACCGCCAUCACCCUGGAAAGAUGGCAUACCAUCACCCAUGCCAUGCAGCUCGAAUGCAAAGUGCAGCUCCGCCAUGCUGCCAGCAUCAUGCUGGUCGGCUGGAUCUUUGCUUUUGCAGUUGCCCUCUUUCCCAUCUUUGGCAUCAGCAGCUACAUGAAGGUGAGCAUCUGCCUGCCCAUGGACAUUGAUAGCCCCUUGUCACAGCUCUAUGUUAUGUCCCUCCUUGUGCUCAAUGUCCUGGCCUUUGUGGUCAUCUGUGGCUGCUAUAUUCACAUCUACCUCACGGUGAGGAACCCCAACAUCACAUCCUCUUCUAGUGACACCAAGAUCGCCAAGCGCAUGGCGAUGCUCAUCUUCACCGACUUCCUCUGCAUGGCGCCCAUCUCCUUCUUUGCCAUCUCUGCCUCCCUCAAGGUGCCCCUCAUCACUGUGUCCAAGUCAAAGAUCCUCUUGGUCCUGUUCUACCCCAUCAACUCCUGUGCCAACCCCUUCCUCUAUGCCAUCUUCACCAAGAACUUCCGCAGGGAUUUCUUCAUUCUGCUGAGCAAGUUUGGCUGCUAUGAAGUGCAAGCCCAAACCUAUAGGUCAGAAACCUCAUCCACUGCCCACAACUUUCAUCCAAGGAAUGGCCACUGCCCCCCAGCUCCCAGGGUUACCAAUGGUUCCAAUUACACACUUAUCCCCCUAAGACAUUUAACCAAGAACUAAAACACAAUGUGCAAAUGUUUCUGUGUGUUGAAUGACAAUUAUGUCUUGCCUUUGAAGAAUAUGUCAUGGCAUAGCUGACAGAGCACUUCCACGUACUUCAUCUAAUUUAAUCUCCCUGGCACAUCCAUAAGGUAAAUUGGUCAGAAACUAUUAACUCCACGUGAUUCAUUAGGCAACUGAAGACUUCAUAACAACAUUAAUAAUUAAAAUAAUGUAGUACUACAUCACAUUUGUUCUAUCCUUUAUAGCGUUCAAAGUGCUCUUGUUCAGAUCAUCUCAACUGAUCCCUAUAAAAGUCCUAUUAAACAGGCAGAACAGGAAUUAUGCUUGGAGUUUUAUAGACGAGGAAACCAAAACCUAAAGGGUUAAGUGACUUGUUCCAUAUUACUCGACUUAUAAGAAGCAGAGCCAAAAUUAAAUGUCCUGACUCCCAGAGAACUUGCAAGAGAGGCAGUGCAAUAUUUAUUCACUCACUCAUUCCCUCAAUGAAGAUUUACUGAAUAUCUAUGUGAUGCUUUGAAAUAUGUCAACUUGAGUAGGCUGAACUACAUUUCCCAGAAUUCCCUUUCGUAAAUAUUUCCCAUGAAGGUAGGCCACAUGAAAGAUUUUCAGGAAAACAGGAGGGUGGAAGGGAAGCUGCACACUUUGCUGCUCAUCUGUUGAUUCAGCUCACCGCUGUGAGUCUGCAAUGGGUCCACCAUACCCUGGAACCUUCCUCGGGUUCUCUGCCUCUUAAGUCAAGUGUAUGUGUUUAGCUCCAUGUUGAAGAACCCCCAUCUUCAGAACACUUUUACCACCAAGGUCAGAAGCAACAAGAACAGAAAUAGAUUUCAGUUUGAACUUCUGGAGUCUAUCUUUUGCUUAUGGCUUCAAGAAUGCUUGUGAUCUUCCCUUUAUGACUGCCUGCCCUAUAGACUAGCAUCAGAUGUGGAGACAACAUCCUUACAUAGCCCACUUUACCAACCUCCACAAUUGUGUAAGUCAAUUCCCUGUAACAAAUCCCUGCCAUAUAUACAUAUGCAAGACUGCUUCUGCUUCUUCAGUCAAACCCUGACUGAAGUAUACAACCCAUACGGUGUGCCUAUGGAUUAUAUUGUUAAGAACACAGCAACUUUGGAAUUGAAGCUGAGAUUUCAUUCUUAUUCCACAAUAAGGCAGAACUUCUCCCUAGCUCAGUGUCUCCCUCUGCAAUGGGAGCUGGUUAUAGUAUCUAACUAUUGGACUUAUUAUAACAAUUAGAAAAGAAAGUGAGUUUAAGGUACCUAUUGCUUUAACAGGCUUGAUGAACAACAGUUUACUUCUUUCCCCCCAUAUCAGUGACUGAACUAGCACCUAGUUCUCCUGACCGUGAUCUAGAACUCAUUCCCUCACAUAUUAUUCCUGAUAAAUAACUACACUUUCCCUACCUACUUUCACAAACGACCCCAUUUAGAUGAUCUGAUCAUCAGUUCAGUUUAGUCACUCCAUCGUGUCCGACUUUUUGCAACCCCACGGACUGCAGCACGCCAGGCCUCCCUAUUCAUCACCAACUCCCAGAGCCUACUCA
Molecule: messenger RNA, 3774 nt
Organism: Cervus elaphus (red deer)
Lineage: Eukaryota; Metazoa; Chordata; Mammalia; Artiodactyla; Cervidae
Gene: FSHR
Product: follicle stimulating hormone receptor
Exons: 10
Coding region: 141-2228 (695 amino acids)
Biological process (GO): follicle-stimulating hormone signaling pathway; male gonad development
Cellular component (GO): membrane
Molecular function (GO): G protein-coupled receptor activity; follicle-stimulating hormone receptor activity
Source: RefSeq, a predicted model, not a curated record